This is a messenger RNA of Racocetra persica, 188 nucleotides long. The record is from the annotation of a GenBank genome assembly. NCBI's taxonomy places the organism in Eukaryota, Fungi, Glomeromycota, Glomeromycetes, Diversisporales, Gigasporaceae.
AACCUGUUGAAAAUAGAAAAGUUGGAAAUAUUAGCUUGGAUGAUAGAGAAGAAGUCUAUUUAAAAAAACCUGAAUACUCACCUGAUCCAGAUGAUGAAAAGGCUCAAGAAAGUAGAUUUGUUAAUAAACUUAAUAACAAAGCUAGUGAAGAGGAAGCGAUGAUAUUGAUGGAAGCUCUAUUAGAUGUG